UCGAAGGGACCCCCCCGCCCUGCAGCAGACUGUCUCUGAUCUGAUGGAGGGUCGCCCCCCCCAAAGCAGCAGUUUCUCAGACCCAGAGGAUGGAGAUCUUCUUCUGUUGCCGGGCGGACGCAGCAUCUCCCUGGUGGACCUGCAGGACCUGGACCCCCCCCCAAAUCGCCUCAGCAGGGGGGGGGGCUCGCAGGCCUCCAUAGGACACGCCCCCCUCCUCGCUCACCCCCCGAUUAAAGCCCCGCCCAGAGAGGCUCAGCCGCAGAGCGCGCCGCAGGCCAGGAGGCCGUUUCACCCGUCAAUCAACCGUCAUCAGCCGCGUAGCCUGCAGCCAAUCAGCUUCCAGAACCCCGUGUACCACCUCAGUAACCCGGGCAACCAGGGCAACCUGAGUAGCCCCGCCCACAGUCUGAGUAGCCCCGCCCACAGUCUGGUUAGCCCCGCCCACAUUGUUUGUAAUCCUGCCCACAACACAAGUAACGCCGCCCACAUUCUGGGUAACCCUAUUAACCCCGCCUAUGUUCUUUGUAACCCUGCUCACAACAUGAGUAGCCCCGCCCAAAACACAAGUAACCUCGCCCAUAUUCUGGGUAACCCUAUUAAUCCCGCCCACAGUCUGAAUAGUCCCGCCCACAAUAUGAGUAAUCAAAGUAACCCUGCCCACAACAUGAGUAGCCCCGCCCACAAUAUGAAUAACCAGAGUAACCACGCCCACAUCCUGGGUAACCCUAUUAACCCCGCCCACAGUCUGAGUGGCCCCUCCCACGUCCUGAUUAGCCCCGCCCACAUUCUGAGUGGCCCCGCCCACAGCCUGUCCUCUCGCUCCGCCCACUCUCAGCUCCAGGACUCCAGCUCAGAGAACCUCAGCACGGAGAGUUCUCACAACAGCCGCACCUCGGACGACCUGGGCAGCCAGGCGGGGGUCAAAGGUCGCGCCCCCUCGAACAGCAGCAGCCUGGACGAAUCGGGGUCGAGGGGCGGGGGUUCAACGCCGAGAAGACACGUCCCUCCUCAGCCCCCUGACCUCCCAUUAGCCGUCGCUAUCCCCCGUCAGAGCACCACAGCUGGCACCGCCCAUAUUGUGAAGGUGGAGCAGAGCAGAGGAGGGGGCGGAGCCAGGACGCCACGCUCGCUCCCACACAGCCAACCACUACGCAGCAGCCCCAACACAGAGCCCGCCCCCACGACAGGACACGCCCCCCAGACAGGACACGCCCCCCAGACAGGACACGCCCCCACAACAGGACACGUCCUCACGCCAGGACACGCCCCCCGGCAACCGGAGACCGUAGCUCCGCCCCCGAGGAGCGCCGCCAAGCAGCCGCCGCAGGUACUGCAGCAACAAGAGGCGUCUCCGGUGGAGGUGAUGUCUCCAGUGGAGCGGACGGCUGCCUGGGUGCUGAACAACGGACAAUAUGAAGAAGAAGAGGAGGAAGAGGAGGAGGGGAAGAAGAGCAGGGAGGAGGGCAAGAACACCGAGAAGCAAAGACUUGGUCCUAUCGACGUCACCUUGCAUGUAGCAGACCCUUGGCUAACAGAGCGUUCCCUGCAGUACGAGCAGGAGAUCUCUCGUCUGAAGGAGCGCCUGCGGGGCUCGGGGCGCCGCCUGGAGGAGUACGAGCGCAGGCUGCUGGCUCAGGAGCAGCAGAUGCAGAAGCUCCUGCAGGAGUACAAGCAGCGCCUGGAGGACAGCGAGGAGAAGCUGAGGAGGCAGCAGGAGGAGAAGGACAGCGAGAUGAAGAGCAUCGUCUGCAGACUGAUGGCGGUGGAGGAAGAGUUGAAGCGGGACCAUGCAGAGAUGCAGGCGGUGAUCGAAGCAAAACAGAAAAUCAUCGACGCUCAGGAGCGGCGAAUCGACUCCCUGGACGCGGCGAACUCCCGUCUGAUGGCGGCGCUGACGCAGGUGAAGGAGCGCUACAACACACCUAGCAUCCACAACGGCCUGUCGCCUAGCAACCCCACCAAGCUGUCAAUCACUGAGACCGGCGAGUUCAAGAACAGCAGCUGCUGAUUGGCCGAGAGGUUGGGCGGCAAGAGGCGGGGCUUAGACUCUUAAAACAAGAGCAGAGACGGAAUCUAUAAAUAUGUGUGUAAAUACUGAAGGCUAUAUGUGUGUGUGUGUGUGUGUGUGUGUGUGUGUGUGUGUGUGUGUGUGUGUGUGUGUGUGUGUGUGUGUGUGUGUGUGUGUGUGUGUGUGUGUGUGUGUGUGUCACAGAAGCACAGAGAGGAAGGAACAAAACCAAAAACUAUAAACGCACUCCAGUUUUGUAACUGACUUUUUUAAAUUUGUUUUUAUUUGAAUAUUUUCUGGUUUUUGAUUUUGAAGCUGAAUUUUUUUCGAGUGGAGUUUUUUUUUUUUUUAUUACCCGAGGAGUUUUGGGUUUUAAUUUAUUCCUCCACUGGUCUCCUUGUUGCUACUGAACCGACUCCUGUAGGAUCACACCCUGCCUGCUGUCACUCCUUCACAAUAAAAGCCUGAAAGUGUGAGUGUGUGUUCUCAUCUCUGUCCACGGGAAAUAUUAAACAUUACAUUUCAUAAAUAUCAUAU
Messenger RNA from Notothenia coriiceps (black rockcod), 2548 nucleotides. RefSeq names its product ras GTPase-activating protein nGAP-like. Lineage: Eukaryota; Metazoa; Chordata; Actinopteri; Perciformes; Nototheniidae. The transcript has 6 exons. The record is from RefSeq and is a predicted model, not a curated record. The annotation marks the transcript as partial.